This is a messenger RNA of Oncorhynchus mykiss (rainbow trout), 2311 nucleotides long. Its product is annotated as serine incorporator 1. Gene Ontology annotation, cellular component: membrane. The record is from RefSeq and is a predicted model, not a curated record. Lineage: Eukaryota; Metazoa; Chordata; Actinopteri; Salmoniformes; Salmonidae.
CCUUCAAUUGGAUGCGAUCCACGAACCAAAUCCUAAGAAGAAGCGCGAUUGUAUUGUAAACAGACGAAAAGCAUCCAUCUUUUACAGCACAGAGAAGUCUUAUUUCGGCAAAACAUCAUGGGGGCCGUUCUCGGACUGUGUUCCAUGGCGAGUUGGAUCCCCUGCCUGUGUGGCACUGCCCCCUGUCUGCUGUGCAAAUGCUGCCCCAGUGGGAAUAACUCCACUGUCACCCGACUCAUCUAUGCCUUCUUCCUCCUGUUGGGUGUGGGCAUCGCAUGCAUUAUGCUCAUGCCAGGGAUGGAAGAGCAGCUCAAGAAGAUUCCAGGAUUCUGUGAUGGGGGAAUGGGUACAUCAAUUCCAGGUGUGGAGGGUCAUGUCAACUGUGAUGUCUUGGUUGGCUACAAGGCUGUGUACCGUAUCUGCUUCGGCAUGGCAAUGUUCUUCCUGCUCUUCUCCCUCCUCAUGGUCAAAGUCAAGAGUAGCCAGGAUCCCAGAGCUACUAUACACAAUGGGUUUUGGUUCUUCAAGUUUGCUUCUGCGACUGCCAUUACCAUUGGUGCAUUCUUCAUUCCAGAGGGUCCCUUCACAACUGUUUGGUUCUACAUAGGAAUGGCUGGAGCUUUUUGCUUCAUCCUGAUCCAGCUGGUCCUGCUGAUAGACUUUGCCCACUCCUGGAAUGAGUCCUGGGUGGAGAAGAUGGAGGAGGGCAACUCUCGCUGCUGGUAUGCAGCUCUGCUGUCUGCUACAACCAUCAACUACAUCCUGUCCCUGGUGUCUCUGAUAAUGUUCUACGUCUACUACACCCACACUGACGGCUGCACUGAGAACAAGGCCUUCAUCACUGUCAACAUGCUGCUGUGUGUCGGAGCCUCGGUCAUGUCCGUCCUGCCCAAGAUUCAGGAGUCCCAGCCAAGGUCUGGGUUGCUGCAGUCUUCCAUUGUGACUCUGUACACCAUGUAUCUCACCUGGUCUGCCAUGACCAAUGAGCCAGACAGGAAAUGCAACCCAAGCUUGCUGGGUAUCAUUGGCCUCAACAACACCACCCCAGCUGGUAAGGACCACCCUGUUGUUCAGUGGUGGGAUGCCCAGGGUAUUGUGGGGCUGGUCCUGUUCCUGAUGUGUGUUCUGUACUCAAGCAUCCGCAACUCCUCCAACACCCAGGUGAACAAACUGACUCUGACCAGUGACGAGUCUUCUCUGAUUGAGGAUGGCCACCACCCUGAGAACUUUGACGUGGAAGAUGGUGAGAACCGGGCCGUGGACAACGAGAAGGAAGGAGUCACCUACAGCUACUCCUUCUUCCACUUCAUGCUCUUCCUGGCCUCCCUCUACAUCAUGAUGACCCUCACCAACUGGUACAGCCCUGACUCCAACUAUGAGACAAUGACCAGCAAGUGGCCCUCGGUGUGGGUGAAGAUCUCCUCCAGCUGGAUCUGCAUUGCCCUCUAUGUGUGGACCCUAGCAGCCCCACUCGUCCUGGUCAACCGAGACUUCGACUGAUGAUCUAAAGAAUGAGGGGGGCAAUCAUUUGCUCAUGAUCAUUUUGAAUAUUCAACUCGUAAGGUGAACAAGCUCUGUAAAUACUGUAUGUGCAUUCCCCACCCACCCUUUUUGUUAAUACACUGCAUGCAUGCUAUAGUAUUGAAUACAUGGGUGUUUUAUGUACCAUGUUUUAUCCUAUUGCAAAGUUAAAGAAUGUUUUUUGCUGAGUUGGGGUUGUAAAGGUAGCUGGGGCUUGGAGAGAUGGUCAGUGAAAGGAGGACUCUUUGUCAACUGUAAUUGACUCUGGAUAAGCGACAUUCAGAAAGAACCAUUGAUUUGUUACAAAAUGGGCAAGACUGCUUGAUGUUUGAUAAUAUGCUACACUUUGCUUUAAGUUAUGCAUAUGUAGCAAUGAAGUGCAGGGUUUCAGAUAUUAGCUCAUUGUUGUAAUCCUAGGUUCAUUUCCAUCGGUGAUGUACCAGUGGCAUAUUAUAGGCUAAUCUACCAUCAUGCUUUGCUGUGCUUUCCUUUUCAGAACAUCCUCCCAAAUUGCAAAACUGAAACUACAGCUUUCCCUUUUGUGAUCAUGCACAUCUUGUUGUAGGUCAGAUAUUAGUCUUUCAGUUUUGUGUACCUUGUUACUUAUGAUUCACACUGGAGUUAUCUUAAUGUAAAAUACUGAUGUUCAGUGGAUAAAUGAUUUUGUAGAUGCUUUAACAUACUAGAAAUGUGUAUUCAGUAUUUCCAGCAGACUGACAAUUGUUUGUGUUUUGACAUGUAUUAAAGUGCAUUGUAACCCACCUUUUAAUAAACUUUAAGGCAAAGCAUG